Messenger RNA from Centropristis striata (black sea bass), 3263 nucleotides. RefSeq names its product protein phosphatase 1 regulatory subunit 12A. Gene Ontology annotation, biological process: signal transduction. The coding region runs from base 36 to 2774 and encodes 912 amino acids. Gene Ontology annotation, molecular function: protein kinase binding; enzyme inhibitor activity; phosphatase regulator activity. The transcript has 25 exons. Gene Ontology annotation, cellular component: A band; Z disc; cytoplasm. The record is from RefSeq and is a predicted model, not a curated record. NCBI's taxonomy places the organism in Eukaryota, Metazoa, Chordata, Actinopteri, Perciformes, Serranidae.
CAUGAGCUGAAUCUGUCCGGGACAGACCAGGGAAGAUGGCGGCCACUGACCAUUCCCGGUCCGAAGCUGCCAAACAGCGACGGCAGGAUCAGCUGCAGCGAUGGCUGGGCUCGGAGACGGAUCGUACGGGGUCGGAAACCCGGGAAACUUCGGGCGGCUCCGGGACGCGGCGGGCGAAAGUCCGGUUCGCCCAAGGAGCCGUGUUUAUGGCCGCUUGCUCCGCCGGAGACCGGGAGGAGGUGGCAGCGCUGCUCCGGCAGGGAGCUGACAUCAACCACGCCAACAUAGACGGACUGACAGCGCUUCAUCAGGCCUGCAUUGAUGAAAAUGCUGAGAUGGUGCAGUUUCUGGUGGAGAGCGGGAGUGACGUCAACAGAGGGGACAACGAGGGCUGGACUCCUCUGCACGCUGCAGCUUCCUGCGGCUUCAUCCAGAUUGCAAAAUACCUGAUAGAGCACGGUGCGCGUGUCGGGGCGGUGAACAGUGAAGGAGAGCUUCCUCUGGACGUGGCCACAGAAGACGCCAUGGAGAGACUUCUCAAGGGAGAAAUCAAAAAACAAGCGAUAGACGUGGACAAGGCCAGGAAGGAGGAAGAGAGGAUCAUGCUCCAGGACGCCAUGGCAGUGCAGGCAGGAAGUGGCACCCUCACACCUCACCCGAACACCAAGGCAACCGCUCUGCACGUUGCCGCUGCCAAAGGCUACAUCGAAGUCCUGAAGGUGCUGUUACAGUGUGGGGUGGACGUGGACAGCAGGGACAUCGACGGGUGGACGCCCCUGCAUGCAGGAGCUCACUGGGGGCAGGAGGAGGUGUGCUCCCUGCUGGCCGACAACAUGUGCGAUAUGGGUGCCGUCAACAACGUGGGCCAAACACCUCUAGAUGUUGCAGAUGAGAACCUGGUGGACACUCUGGAGGAGCUGCAGAAGAAGCAGAACGCUUUACGCAGCGAGAAAGAGAAACAGACUCCUGUUAUUGAGACCAGCCCGCAAAUCUCCAUGGUACCAGUUCGCACACGCAGGACUUCUAUCUCUCGUAUGAGCAGUAAAGAGAAGAUCUGCCUCCAUGAGCGUGAGAAGCACCCACCUCCUGCCCUGCAGAGCAGCCCGGCCGAGGACGAGGAGGAAGAAGGCCAGACGGGUCAGAGCCAGCCUCAGAGCCAGGGGAAGGCCUCCAGCAGCUCCAGCUCGGAGGAGGAGAGUGAAUCGGAGAGUGAUGCAGAGUCGGAAAAAGCCAAAAACCGAGAGAUCAUAAACAACUUGAACAACAAACGCAACACCACCAGCCUGCUUCCUACCUCCAUGUCAGCGAGUACUGCUGCAAGCCAAGUGAAAAAGCAGGACCCAGGCAAACCCCCAGCCCCCGAGGCCCCGGGCUCCUGGAGGACGUCUCUGAGGAAGGCUGGCAGCUCGGUCACUCUGGGCUCAGCCGGACUGUCUGACACCAGCCAGGACCCCAGCAGACCUCCAGAGACUGUCCUGGGUAUGACCCGCUCCGCCUCCAGCCCUCGCCUCAGCUCCGAGGCCGAGACCAAGGAGCCGAGGCUCGCUCGCGUACCGCCCAUCCCGACACGAAGACUCUUCAGUAUUCCAGACAGCAGCCCUGACAACUCCAACAGUUGGCUAAGUCGUAGCUCCUCUUACACCCGGCGCCUUCAUAGUCAAUCAGGGAAUGAUUUCACUAGUUCCACUCCCUCUUUGCUUCACAGCUCAUCUUAUGGAAAGAGACUGGAUGACCCCACUGUGACCUCAGCCAGCACAGGAACAAGCUCUGCUGGACUCAGCCGCCUUAAUAGUGUCUCGGCCCAGAGACCUACUCAGGAACAGACAGAAAAGAAGGAUCAGUCUGCGGUCACCACCUCCAGCUCUCGCAGCACGACCACAGGCGAACAGGAGGCCAAGCAGAGGCGCAAAUCUUACCUGACACCAGUGCGGGACGAGGAGGCCGAGGCACAGAGGAAGGCUCGCUCCAGACAUGCACGGCAGUCCCGCCGCUCCACUCAGGGGGUGACUCUAACAGAUCUGCAGGAGGCAGAGAAGACGAUGAAGGACAACAAAGGGAGGGAAAAGAAGGAGGAGGAAGAGAAGGAGAAAGAGGCGAAAGAGAAGGAGGCUAAAGCGAAGAAGGGAGAGGAGGGGGAAGUGAGCUGGAGGUCUCGUAUUGCCAGUCUGCAGAAGUCUGACUUGCUGGGCCUCACACAGCCAGCCGGCACUCCACGGCCUCAGACGUCUGAAAGGAGAGAUGUUGAGGCCAGCACAGGGGAGAGUGAGACGGAGCGAUGGGCUAGGGAGCGCAGGGAGAGGAGACAAGCACGGGCCCGAAGGAAGGCACAGAGGACUGGGGAGAGUGAUGACAAUGAUCCCAGUGGAGAGGAAGAGUUCUCAGGCAGUGGGCUGGAUCCACAGACAGACCGACACUUGAGUUCCAGGUCCUGUAACGACUGCACACAGGGAGGAGACUCUGACUCCAAGGAUUUUAAAAAGUUGUUCGAGGAGGUCUCCAGAGAAAACAGUCAGCUCCAGUCUCAGCUGCAGGACACCCAGAGGGUCAUCAGCCAGACCAGAUUGGACCUUGAAAAGGCCACACAGAGACAGGAGCGCUUCACUGACUGUUCAGCCUUGCUGGAUCUGGAGAGAAAGGACCGGAGGAUGUUGGAGCGGCGAAUGGCAGAGCUGGAGGAGGAGCUAAAGGUUCUGGUCGACCUGAGAGCAGACAACCAGCGUCUUAAAGAUGAAAAUGGAGCACUGAUCCGUGUCAUCAGCAAACUCUCCAAAUAGACGAGGAGAGAAAGACACAAAGAGCAGGGAACGCCCACCACCCCCCUUCAUCCAUCCAUCCAUCCCUCCCUCCCUCCCUCCCUGCUUCUACACAUUCCUCCCAGUGCCAAAGAGAGAGAGAGAGAGAGGGGAGAGAAGCAGCAGAAUGUCCUAUGUACAUGAACACCACAGCUUGACUUGGACUGUGAUGCCUCUCUGAACAGCUGGAGCGGCUUUUGUGUGCCUUACUGCCCGUUUGUCACAGGAAGACCUCUGGCAUGGAGGCCUGCGGCGAUGGUCAGUGGCUCCCACAGUAGCAACAUGAGACUCGACAACGGCCAGAAAACCCACGGCUGGUGCAACACACAAAAAACAUCGACUACGACUGUGCAUCAGGGGAACAUUAACGUGCACACACAUUCCUAUGCGUGCAUCACAUACUUCCUCCAUGCACAUUCCACGAGCGCACAAGGCAGCUUGGGCCUUAAAGCUCCCACUUAGUAUUUAUUU